AUGGUGUGUCUUGACAUUGUUUUAAAAUACUGUUUCAGUCGUGUGGUUCUACCUAUGACUGUAGAAGAGUAUCAAGUUGGUCAGUUGUGGUCAGUGGCGGAAGCAUCAAAAGCGGAAACUGGCGGGGGAGAAGGAGUAGAAGUCCUCAAAAAUGAGCCGUUUGAAGAUGUACCAUUGCUGAAUGGGAAAUUUUCCAAGGGUCAAUAUACCCACAAGAUAUAUCAUCUCCAAUCAAAGGUUCCUUCUAUUAUACGAAAGAUAGCUCCAAAAGGUUCACUCGCUAUUCAUGAAGAAGCAUGGAAUGCCUAUCCAUAUUGUAAAACUGUUCUUACUAACCCUGAUUACAUGAAGGAAAAUUUUUUCGUUAAAAUCGAGACGAUACAUCUUCCUGAUCGAGGUGCCACUCCAAAUGCUCACGGGCUUCCCCCAGAUGAGUUAGCCAGAAGAGAUGUGGUACAUAUAAACAUUGCAAAUGACAGCGAAUUCCUUCAUACUGGUGAUAUCCAACCUUCCACAACUCCAAGCACAUUCGUAAGCUCCAAAACAGGACGUGGACCUCUAAACGGAUCAUGGCGAGAAACAGUUGAACCUGUUAUGUGUGCUUACAAACUAGUUAGUGUCCACUUUAAAUGGUUUGGUCUCCAAAAGAUGGUUGAGAGCUACACUCACACACAAUAUCCUCGGCUAUUUUCGAAGUUUCAUCGUGAGGUAUUCUGUUGGAUCGACAACUGGCAUGGUUUAACUAUGGAUGAUAUACGAGCAAUAGAAGCGAAGGCUCAAAAGGAGCUAGAAGAGCAAAGAAAGAGCGGAACGGUGCGGGGGAUGACAGCUGGGUAA
Necator americanus (New World hookworm) is the source of this 837-nucleotide messenger RNA. RefSeq lists its product as uncharacterized. Gene Ontology annotation, molecular function: phosphatidylcholine intramembrane carrier activity; phosphatidylcholine binding; phosphatidylinositol transfer activity. Bases 1 to 837 code for a protein of 278 amino acids. The transcript is spliced from 8 exons. Gene Ontology annotation, cellular component: cytoplasm. Gene Ontology annotation, biological process: phospholipid transport. The record is from RefSeq and is a predicted model, not a curated record. Lineage: Eukaryota; Metazoa; Nematoda; Chromadorea; Rhabditida; Ancylostomatidae.